Molecule: messenger RNA, 543 nt
Organism: Microthlaspi erraticum
Lineage: Eukaryota; Viridiplantae; Streptophyta; Magnoliopsida; Brassicales; Brassicaceae
Source: the annotation of a GenBank genome assembly
AUGGGCUCCGAGCAAAACAACAGCACAAGCUUCCCACCAACAGAGCCAAAGCUCUGCGACAACGGAUGUGGAUUCUUCGGGUCACCAUCGAACAUGAACCUCUGUUCGAAAUGUUACAGAAGUCUCCGAGCAGAGGAAGACCAAACAGCAGUAGCCAAAGCUGCCGUCGAGAAAUCACUGAAGCUUCCAUCUUGCAGUCUCAUCACAACACCAGAAACAAAACAGCCUCUGCCUCCGGUACCGAAACCAGAAGCAUCUGUGGAAACAGUUGUUGUUUUAACCGCUGAGCCGUCUCCUGUUCCUGUUCCUGUAGCCGCCGACGAUGGAGAGCCGUCGAAACCUGCGAGACCGAACAACAGGUGUUUGAGCUGUAACAAGAAGGUUGGGGUAAUGGGGUUUAAGUGCAAAUGCGGAAGCACGUUUUGCGGGAGCCAUAGGUACCCGGAGAAGCACGAGUGUAGCUUCGAUUUCAAAGAAGUCGGGCGUGACGCGAUCGCAAAGGCGAAUCCGGUGAUUAAGGCGGAUAAAGUCCAGAGGAUUUGA